AUGAUGCAGGAUAUCAAGACUUUUAUUGGGACCAGCAGUUAGGAGGUGGUCAGGGUGGAGCUGAAGACCACCGAGAAACCUUUUGCAAUACAAGUGAUGGAAACCAGAAUGAGAGAAGGCAGAGAGGUGUGUAGUCUGAGCUACCUCUCCUAUGGGGGGGUUAGCCACCGUUCCAUCAUCCAGCUCCUGGAGAUCUUUGGGGCCCAAGAUCGAGUUUACAUGGUGGUGGGGUUGGGUCCAGAAAGGGAGUUCUUUGAUCGGCUUAUCUCUCAGGGAUCCUUUAUAGAGCAGGAUGCUGUCAGAAUCCCCCACGUGGUUGCUGAUGGCAUGAGGUAUGUGCAUGCAUCAAAAAUAACUAACAGGGACCUAAAGCUUGAAAAGCUCUUGCACGAUCACCCAGGAGUAGACUCAAACAUUUUAAUCACAGACUUUGAUUUGGCACACUCUAGGAACAAAGGGGGUGACUGGACAGUGAGGAUGUUCUGUGGGACCCCAGAGUACAUAGCUCCCAAAGUUUUGCUGAGAAAAUCCUAUAUCAGCACAGCUGACGUGUGACUAAUCGAGUAUGUGUUACUUGGCAGAUCCCUGUCUUUUGACGAUGAAAGCCAUGUGAGGCUUUACGGGAAGAUUCUGAAAGGCAAAGAUAGUUAUACAGGAGAGCCUUGGCCAGGUUUUUUAUACUGGGUGAAGAACUUUAUAGGCAAACUGGAUUUGGGGGGUAAUCAUCGCUUGUCAGCUGGGCAGGCCUGGAACCACUCCUGGGUCAUCACCAUGGCUGUAGGGUCUUCCAUGAAGACUCUUCAAGGGUCAUUUCCGGAAUCUCAUCAGGGCACAUCUCCGCAUCCACAGAGUCCUGGAUCUGCACAGUCUUCGAAGGCAUAUUCUUAUCACAAAUCAAGGCAUACGUGGAGCAAGAGAAGCUUAAGGGUAGAAGAAUCACCACAACCUGUACUUUAG
This is a messenger RNA of Capra hircus (goat), 957 nucleotides long. RefSeq names its product protein serine kinase H2 (gene PSKH2). Lineage: Eukaryota; Metazoa; Chordata; Mammalia; Artiodactyla; Bovidae. Gene Ontology annotation, molecular function: ATP binding; protein kinase activity. The record is from RefSeq and is a predicted model, not a curated record. Gene Ontology annotation, biological process: protein phosphorylation.